Messenger RNA from Bufo bufo (common toad), 1584 nucleotides. It is a transcript of the gene TRUB2, whose product is annotated as TruB pseudouridine synthase family member 2. The record is from RefSeq and is a predicted model, not a curated record. Gene Ontology annotation, biological process: pseudouridine synthesis; RNA processing. The coding region runs from base 172 to 1140 and encodes 322 amino acids. The transcript is spliced from 9 exons. Gene Ontology annotation, molecular function: RNA binding; pseudouridine synthase activity. NCBI's taxonomy places the organism in Eukaryota, Metazoa, Chordata, Amphibia, Anura, Bufonidae.
GAGGCAUGGGGACUGUGACAUCUGUGGUGGGCACAUUGGGAUAGCUGUAAGUGCUUGUUAGAUUACAGAGGAGUAUAUGUAUGGUGUACACAGUAAUGUGACAGCAGGGGGUUAUUGGUCACAGGGACUAUGUCUGUACGUGAUCCUAACACCAGAGACUGAUGUACAGCCAUGGCACUUUCCGCUUCUUCAGCUUAUCGAAUGUUACAUGGAAUAUUUGCAGUAUAUAAACCUCCCGGGAUGAGAUGGAAGUCUGUACGAGACACGAUAGAGAUGAAACUUUUACAAGAGCUGAACUCCCUGGAGCAGCCAGCACCUCGGCAGCAGGUCCUCUUCCUACCACACAUUCAGGAGAGCAGCAGUGGGGUAGAACUAACCAAAGUUGUGACCUCCGUUCCUACCCUGGCUGAUCAUAAACUGGUCAAGGGACCAUCCUACACUUACUUGAAGGUUGGUGUGGGACACAAGCUGGAUACAAGAUCAUCAGGAGUUUUUGUGCUUGGAAUUGGGAACGGCAACAAACUUCUUACUGCUAUUUAUAAACAGCAUUAUACCAAGGCCUAUACUGUGUCUGGUGUGUUUGGUAAAGCCACAGAUGACUUUUCAGAUGUUGGGAAAGUUAUUGAGAAGACCACUUACAAACACAUUACAAGAGACAGAUUGGAGCGGGUUUUGGCAAUGGUUCAGGGAGCCAACCAAAAGGCAUUGCUGACGCACAGUCAUGUGGACUUGAAGAGUCAGGAGGCUUAUGAGAUGGCAGUACAAGGCCUUCUCCGGCCCAUGGUGAAAUCCCCUCCUCUAGUUCUGGGGGUACGAUGUGUUGAGUUUUCCUCACCUAACUUCACAUUAGAGAUCCAGUGCAUGCACGAGACCCAGCAGUAUCUUCGCAAACUAAUCCAUGAGAUUGGCUUAGAACUAAGAUCCUCUGCAGCCUGCACGAAGGUGCGCCGCACACGGGAUGGCCCCUUCACUCUGGACUGUGCCUUAACACAUAGACACUGGGAUCUGAACAGCAUCACCAAUGCAAUAGAGGAGUGUAGACCUAUAGCUACAGAAAUGCGCAAGGAGGACACAAGCAUGAUCUGGGAAAAUGAUAAUGAAGAAGAUUCAAUGACCAAAGAAGAGAGAAAUAUCCAGUGAUGGUAUAACUCACUAAGCUUUUAUGGGAUGCUCUGGUUAAGAAUCAUGUAUAUUGCCAACUGUUCAUAUCCACCGAUCCUUACUGUCUCCUCAUGGGAUAUACAUGCAUAAAUCAUAUUACAGUGCGAGUCAAAGGAACAGUACUCCUUUUUUGCAUCCCGGCAGAGCCAGGGUGUCCAUGUAGCAAAGUGGCCCACUAAACCAUAGCAGUGACUACAAUAGGUGAAUGCGCAGACGUUCGGUGCACUGACAGGAGCAGUUCCUGCAACUUUCCAGGAUCUGGCAAUCUUGCUGACAAGACAUUUCUGAGCACCUCUUUCUUGGAGACUUUUAUAAGACCAGGAAUAAGGGGUCAUAGUGAUGUUUUGGAGAUAUCGAUCUCGUUAGACGACCUCAUCGUAGUAUAGAAAGCUUUCUCCCAGAAAACCUGUAUGUCAGGCAUUC